Molecule: messenger RNA, 2588 nt
Organism: Pseudonaja textilis
Lineage: Eukaryota; Metazoa; Chordata; Lepidosauria; Squamata; Elapidae
Gene: DUSP8
Product: dual specificity phosphatase 8
Biological process (GO): negative regulation of MAPK cascade; peptidyl-tyrosine dephosphorylation
Cellular component (GO): cytoplasm
Molecular function (GO): MAP kinase tyrosine/serine/threonine phosphatase activity; protein tyrosine/threonine phosphatase activity; MAP kinase tyrosine phosphatase activity
Source: RefSeq, a predicted model, not a curated record
AGCUGGAUCUGUGGGUGCCUCAGGCUCUCUCUUUCCCUUUUUUUGGAAAGAGGGGGCUUUCUCUCCCCCCCCCCCCCCCAGCAGCUGUUGUUUGGCGAGGACAGGAGAUAACUCUGGGAAAGACGCAAUCCAGCUGCCUGGAUGCCUUUGGAUGUUAUGAUUGCUUCCUCUGAGGACCAGACCUGGCCAGACAUGCACAAGGGGCAGAUGAAGCUGAAAAUCAGGGUCAGGCGAAUGAAGGAAAGCAGAGACAUAAGAGGGGGCUUUGCCACCUUCUCGUCUUGUUUCCCAGGACUUUGUGAAGGAAAGCCAACUGCCAUCCUGCCAAUGAGUAUCUCUCAGCCAUGCUUGCCAGUGGCCAAUGUUGGCCCAACACGCAUCUUGCCUCAUCUCUAUCUAGGUUCCCAGAAAGAUGUCUUAAAUAAGGAUCUGAUGACCCAGAAUGGAAUCAGCUAUGUUCUCAAUGCCAGCAAUUCAUGUCCCAAGCCAGAUUUCAUCUGUGACAGUCACUUCAUGCGCAUUCCAGUCAAUGACAAUUACUGUGAGAAACUGCUUCCUUGGCUGGAUAAAUCUAUUGAGUUCAUCGAUAAGGCCAAGGUUUCUAGCUGCCAGGUGAUUGUGCAUUGCUUGGCAGGGAUUUCCCGAUCGGCCACCAUUGCCAUUGCAUACAUCAUGAAGACCAUGGGCAUGUCUUCAGAUGAUGCCUACAGGUUUGUCAAAGACAGACGUCCCUCCAUAUCACCCAAUUUCAACUUCUUAGGUCAACUCCUAGAGUAUGAGAGAAGUUUGAAGCUACUCAAGGCUUUGAAGGCCCAAGGAGAGAAAGGGGAAGGGGAACCCCAGCAAGAAUACUUCGAGACUUGUGAAGGUAACAGACCCCAGACUCUGUCUCUCUCGGAAAAGACUGAGGAGGUAUUAAAAAGCACAAUCGUGGAAACAUCCUCCAUUGACUCAGAGCGAUCACUGGGAAUUUCAAAGGUGGUCUCACCGAUGGCAUUGCAGCAAGGACUCAAUGGGCUGCAUUUAUCUUCUGAUCGCAUCCAAGACACCAACCGACUAAAGCGGUCUUUUUCUCUAGACAUCAAGUCAGCCUACUGUCCUACCCAAAGGCAGGAGAUCCCGCUUCCUACUGAAGUAGGGGAAACUCCCAAGCUUUGUAAGUUGGACAGCCCUUCAGGUCCCAAUGGUACGUGUCAGUUCUCUCCCCUUCCAGAUGGCUCUGACUGGCCCAGCGGACCCGACUUCAUUCUAGAGGCCAAAGUACGACAACGGCGGAAGCACAGGCACCAAGCUGGCUCCCCUGCCCAUGGUCUGAGCCUUAAUUUCAGUGGGAUGUGUGCCAUGCACAAAAGCACCAGCAUGGAGGACAAUCUCAAGCAGACUCUUCGGCUGAGCCUUCCCAAUGUAGGGCAGCAGAUGGCCCAGCCAGCCACCACCCCCUCCAAUGCUGGCACUUGGGGGAUGCACGUGGAAUCCCUGAGCACGCCUUCCUCGGAGAACCCCUGGUACUUCGGCACAGACUCGGCAGCGGGCAGCAAAGGCGGCGGGGGUGGGACUCUCUUUGCCAGCGCCACUACCUACUCCUCAUUCAGCUGCAGCACAAUCCAGGCAAGCUGUGAGAUCAGACUGAGGGACAAGCAACGAGGGGAGCAGCGAGAGGUGCGGCAUAGCUGGCACGAGGACACCAUGCCCGAGAAGCAGUUCAAAAGGAGGAGCUGCCAAAUGGAAUUUGAAGAAACCUUGUCAGAAAGCAGAUCCCGGGAAGACCUGGGCAAAAUUAGCAAACAGUCUAGCUUUUCAGGCAGCAUGGAGAUCAUAGAGGUUUCCUGAAUUUCACUGUAUGAGAUUUGAGAGCAAGUGUGGGUGCAUCUGGGGGUGUGGGAGGGAGAAAGGAGUAGGGACGAGGAGGAAGUUGGGCAACAUAUUUAACGGAGGAGAAGGAGGGUGUGGGUGUAGGAGCAUUUUUUUCAAUGCCCGUGUGCAUUUUCAAAGGGCAUAUCCGCUAAAACAAAGGCAAAGCUAAAGGAAUCUGAAGUCAAGAAACAUAACGGUGCAUGCUUAGUGCCUCCUUUGGUUCCUACCUCCACCACCAUGACAAACCACAAUCACAUUCCCUUUCUUGGGUAGGUGGAGAGUAUAUUAACUCUUUAAAUAUUGGGUUCUUUCCUUUUGCAUGCAAAGGGUGCUUUCUCUUCCCUUCCAGAGGGAACGGGAGAGCUGAUGCAUGUGUCCUACAAUGGGGUUGAAAGAGAAACUAAGGCGAAAUUGAAGCUCGGGAGGGGUGAAAGUUUUCUUGGAGGAAAAUGGUGGCUCUUCAAUCCGCAGAUUUUCAGUUAAAGAGUUAAAGGGAAGCAGGUUCUUUUCUUUGAAGAGUGUAUUAUUAAUUAUAAUGAGUACAUUCCUAUCUAACUUAUAGGAAGUAAUUGAGAUUUUGCCUGUCCAUUUCCAUUACAGCUGGGGCAUUUCCUUUCUAUUCCAUCAGGAUAUUGGACAAUAUAUUGGUGGCUGAAAUUCAGGUGUAGAAACCUAGAGAGGUUUCUUUUCCGAGGCUCCCCUCUUCCUAGACUGAGCAUGGGCCUUUGUGUUUC